AUGACAGCUGAUCUUGCCCCCGCAGCGUCCGCCACAUCCGGCACUUCCGUGCCAGCCACGCGGGUAAAAUCGUCCGCAUCGACGACGAGCCAGUUUGGAUAUCCGCGCGGACACUUGGGACACCUGAGCGGGCAUGAGGCCGAGGCAUUGGACCAGUUCAAGAAUCUUUUGGAGGAGAGGGGCGCUUGGAAGAGAGAACCUGCCAGUCACGACGACCAGACGUUGCUUCGCUAUUUACGUGCGCGUCGCUGGGUAGUGGAGGAUGCUUACAAGCAGUUCAAAGACACGGAGGACUGGAGGAGCGCGAAUCACAUCGACACGCUGUAUCGCACCAUUGAGCUGGAUGCGUACGAGCAAAGCAGACGACUGUAUCCGCAAUGGACGGGUCGUCGCGAUCGUCGCGGAAUCCCCCUCUACGUGUUUGAAAUCAAGAACCUCGACUCCAAAACCGUCUCCGAAUACGAGCGAGUCGGCGCCAAGUCCACCUUCUCCGACGCCCAGACCGAUGGCAAGACAAGCCCCGGGCUGCUGCGCCUGUUCGCGCUGUACGAGAACCUGACGCGCUUCAGCCAGCCGUUUUGCACGCAGCUCACGGACCGAGAGUUCCCCGACGUGCCCAUCACCAUGAGCACCAACAUUGUGGACGUCUCGGGCGUCGGGCUGAAGCAGUUCUGGAACCUCAAGGGCCACAUGCAGGCGGCCAGCCAGCUCGCCACGGCGCACUACCCCGAGACGCUGGACCGCAUCUUCAUCAUCGGCGCGCCCUUCUUCUUCAGCACCGUAUGGGGCUGGAUCAAGCGCUGGUUCGACCCCAUCACGGUGUCGAAAAUCUUUGUCCUGAGCCCGCACGAGGUCAGGCCCACGCUCGAGGCGUUCAUCGAGCCGCGCAACAUUCCCAAAAAGUACGGCGGCGAGCUGGACUUUUCCUUUGGGCAGCUGAGCGUGCCGGAUCCGAGCUGGGAGGGGGUCGUCGCGUGGGAGAAUGGGUAUUCGUCGUUCCCGAGCGGCCCCCUGCUGUGGGAGGACGUCGACGACGGCAAGAGGGCGGCGUGCGUCGCGCUGGGCAAAGACAAGGGCGCGCCUAGGAAUGUGCGCAUCUGCACGGUGCCAAAGACGUGGCCGGCCGAGGAGGACGCGCAGACGCAGACCGACGGGCAGGGGGUGACGGCGGAGGGGACCCAGACGAAUGGCGAGGUGUCGGAGGGCACGCAGACGGCUGACGAGACGAGAGACGACGGCGCGCAGACUGAGGAGGCGGACGGGAUUACGAAUGGCGAGAUUGUGGAGAAGUUGAAGCUGACGGAGGACAAGACGGCUGCUGCGCAGGUUGAGGUUGCGCCGGCUGCUGCUGCUUAG
Molecule: messenger RNA, 1356 nt
Organism: Metarhizium brunneum ARSEF 3297
Lineage: Eukaryota; Fungi; Ascomycota; Sordariomycetes; Hypocreales; Clavicipitaceae
Gene: SEC14
Product: SEC14 cytosolic factor
Source: RefSeq, a predicted model, not a curated record